Sphaerodactylus townsendi is the source of this 1094-nucleotide messenger RNA. RefSeq lists its product as uncharacterized. The transcript is spliced from 2 exons. The coding region runs from base 153 to 1049 and encodes 298 amino acids. Lineage: Eukaryota; Metazoa; Chordata; Lepidosauria; Squamata; Sphaerodactylidae. The record is from RefSeq and is a predicted model, not a curated record.
GGAUGAUGUGUAGAUGCAUAAAAUGCUGAUCCAUGAUCAUCCCGGAUGGGCCGAAUGAAUACAUGAUGUCUGUGUUUCUCUGCCUGUUCAAAAUAAGCAGCUGUGCAUGGAACCAACGCAGCUGAACCUUCAGUAGGUGUUUAUAGGAAACAAUGGGAGAACUCAGCCGAAUGGGAGAACUCAGCUUAACAUCUUUGCUAUACCUUCGGAGCAAGGUGAGGCCAAGUGGAGAGCUGUUCUCCUGCCUGGAUCUUGCCUUGGAAAAACUGAGCCUGGAGCCACCCUGUGUGACCAAGAAUGCCCGGCUCACAAUAGCUGCCAAUCAAACCUUGAAAGAGUGGAGCUCUGGAGAGGGCAACUUUGAGAUCGUGAUCUUCCACAGUCAAGGCAAACCCCACUAUUACACCUAUGCAACCACGUGGGAACAAUACCGUUCCUGCUUGUGCUCCCAAACCUACCCCCUGACCCUGGGCGACCUCCUCUGCACCCGUAGCAAGCUGCGAUUGUGGAGUUCCUCCGAGUCGCUCUCCUUGACUUGCUUUGACCAAGCUGUGAAACGUUUCUCAAUGGAACCCAAAGUGGUAAAGCAAGAUGCCCGGAUGCUGGUGGAAUGUGACGGACAGGUGGUGGAAUUCAUCUCCGGCCAAGGGUCCUGCGAGAUCUCCGUCUUCCUGUCAGCAGAUGACGUUCCUGAGUAUGACGUCCAAGUGAAGAGCUGGAACGUGUUCCUGGAGCGUCUCCGAGCGGGGAUUGUACCCCUGAACCUGGGGAACAUAAAGUUGGUGAAGGAUACGCUAGAGAGCUGGAAGGAAGAGAUAAGUCGCUGCUUCGAUGUGGCCUGGUCAGCCUUCAUCAAGGAACCCAGAUGCAUCCAGGAGAAUGCCAGAAUGGUGGUUGUGGCUGAUGGGGAAAGAAUAGAAUUGGUCUCUGGGAAAGGAGAGAACCAGAUCAUGUUGAUUAGCUUUGAGAAUAGAGUCCAGUACCAGGUAUCUACACGGGGUUGGUGGGAGCUGAUUCUCAGGCGUCUGCACCAGGCAAAAGCAGAAUAGCAGGAUGCCGCUUCGACCUUUUCCAUACAGCUACAUUGGAACCUC